Messenger RNA from Hippopotamus amphibius kiboko, 5174 nucleotides. It is a transcript of the gene LPO, whose product is annotated as lactoperoxidase. NCBI's taxonomy places the organism in Eukaryota, Metazoa, Chordata, Mammalia, Artiodactyla, Hippopotamidae. Gene Ontology annotation, biological process: response to oxidative stress. Gene Ontology annotation, molecular function: thiocyanate peroxidase activity; heme binding. The coding region runs from base 187 to 2154 and encodes 655 amino acids. The transcript is spliced from 13 exons. The record is from RefSeq and is a predicted model, not a curated record.
CUAGAGUCACGGGGUGUUUCCUGCUGAACCUGAGCGUCUCCUCCAAGCCACAUCAGUCAGUCCCUCAAAAUCUUUCCUUCUGGGUCUUACCCAGAAAUAAAUUCUUGGUAGACGGUAUAAAAGACCAGCUCCUCCAAGCAGAAAAACUCCUCUGGCUGCCACAGGAGGCCAAGGCACUCGGCAGCGAUGUGGGUCCUUUUCCACCUCCCAGCCCUUUUGGCUUCCGUGACCUUGUUCCAGCUUGCAGAAUCUGACACAAAUGAUCAGGCCACCUGCACCUCUGCCAUCUCUGAUGCUGUGAAUCAGGUCAAGAUCCAGGUCAACAAGGCCUUCCUGGAUUCCCGGACCAGGCUGAAGAUGGCCAUGAGCUCCGAGAGGCCCACCACCCGACAGUUCUCGGAAUACCUCAAGCACGCCAAGGGCCGGACCCGCACAGCCAUCCGCUGCGGGCAGGUGUGGGAGGAGUCCUUAAAGAGACUGAGGCAGAAAGCGACCCUGACCAAUGUCACAGAUCCUAGCCUGGACUUGACCGCCCUCUCUUGGGAGGUGGGCUGUGGUGCCCCAGUUCCUUUGGCGAAGUGUGACCUGAACAGCCCUUACCGCACCAUCACGGGAGACUGUAAUAACAGGAGGAAUCCCGCGCUGGGCGCGUCCAACAGGGCGCUGGCGCGCUGGCUGCCAGCGGAGUACGAGGACGGGCUCUCCCUGCCCUUCGGCUGGACGCGGGGGAAGAAGCGGAACGGCUUCCCUCUCCCGCUGGCCCGUGAAGUAUCCAACAAGAUUGUAGCCUACCUGAAUGAAGAGGGUGUUCUGGACCAAAACAGGUCCCUGCUGUCUAUGCAGUGGGGUCAAAUCGUGGACCACGACCUGGACUUUGCCCCCGACACAGAGCUGGCGAGCAGCAAGUACUCCAAAGCACAGUGCGAUGAGCACUGUAUCCAGGGAGACAACUGUUUCCCCAUCAUGUUCCCGCGCAAUGACCCCAAGGUGAAGACUCAAGGGAAAUGCAUGCCUUUCUUCCGAGCCGGGUUUGUCUGCCCCACUCCACCGUACCAGUCGUUGGCCCGAGAGCAGAUCAACGCACCGACCUCCUUCCUGGAUGCCAGCUUAGUUUACGGCUCUGAGCCCACCCUGGCCAGCCGCCUCCGGAACCUCAGCAACCCGCUGGGCCUCAUGGCCAUCAACCAGGAGGCCUGGGACCACAGGCUGGCCUACCCGCCCUUUGUCAACAAGAAGCCGAGCCCCUGUGAGUUCAUCAACACCACUGCCCGCGUGCCCUGCUUCCUGGCGGGAGAUUCCCGAGCCUCAGAGCAGAUCCUGCUGGCCACUUCCCACACCCUCCUUCUCCGAGAGCACAACCGGCUGGCCAGAGAACUAAAGAGACUCAACCCUCACUGGGAUGGAGAGAAGCUCUACCAGGAAGCCCGGAAAAUCCUGGGAGCCUUCAUGCAGAUUAUCACCUUUAGGGACUACCUACCCAUUGUGCUAGGUGAUGAGAUGGAGAAGUGGAUCCCUCCAUACCAAGGCUAUAACAAAUCUGUGGAUCCCCGAAUUUCCAAUGUCUUCACCUUCGCCUUCCGCUUUGGCCACUUGGAGGUCCCCUCCACUGUAUUCCGCCUGGAUGAGAAUUAUCAGCCAUGGGGUCCAGAAGCAGAGCUCCCCCUGCAUACCCUCUUCUUCAACACCUGGAGGAUAGUCAAAGAUGGUGGAAUUGACCCCCUGGUGCGGGGCCUGCUGGCCAAGAAGUCCAAAAUGAAGAAACAGGAUAAGAUGAUGACUGGUGAGCUGCGCAACAAGCUUUUCCAGCCCACUCACAAGAUCCACGGCUUUGACCUGGCUGCCAUCAACAUACAGCGUUGCCGGGACCAUGGGAUGCCUGGGUACAACUCCUGGAGAGGCUUCUGUGGCCUCUCACAGCCCCAGACGCUGAAGGAGCUGCACGCCGUGCUGAAGAACAAGGUGCUGGCUGAGAAGUUACUGGAUCUCUAUGGGACCCCUGACAACAUUGACAUCUGGAUAGGGGGCAAUGCUGAGCCCCUGGUAGAAAGGGGCCGGGUGGGGCCUCUCCUGGCCUGCAUCCUGGGGCGGCAGUUCCAGCAGAUCCGCGAUGGAGACAGUAUCAUGGAUGAAGAAACUGAAGCUCAUGAGGGUUAAUCUGCAUAGCUAAGAUGUGGCAGAUGCAUGUUUGGAUCCCAAAUCUGCCAACGCUUGGCCUCACCGACGUGCAGGACUGCCUACCUGGACCAUGGCUCCCACGAUCUUUCGGGCUUCCUGAUAGAGCCUCUCUCCAUUCCAGCGGGGGUUCAGCCUCUUCAGCUUUGUGGCCAGCCGGUUGUGCUCCCGCAAAAAGAGCGUGUGCAUGGAGGUGAGCUCAGGCAUCUCACUCGAGCGGGAGUCCCCUUGGGGAAGAGAAGGCUACUGUCAAUCCUCAGACCUCCCUCCCCGAAAGGACUUGCUCCCGUGAAACUCCCUCCCAAGCCAAGACUUUAAAUGCCUCGUGCCCAGCCCUCCUUUCCACCAUCUUUCCACGCUAUGCUCAGCUUACACCUCCUCUAGGAGGCCUCCGUUGAUGCCCUGGUCCACCAUAAUAGCUCCUCCUCUCUUUAGCAGCACGGCGGGUCAGAGAGACUCGUUCACUAAGCAUCAGAUCUGACACAAGACUUGCCAUCUUCCCAUACCUGAGACUGGUAGCACCUUGAGGACAAGGACCAUGGCUUGUGCCUUUUGGUGUCUGACCCUCCCACCCAACGUACACAGAGACACACGGAUUUAACACAGAGACUGGUACAAAAUAGGAGAUACAUGAACACUGUUUGAUUGACUUAUUGUCUUGAUUCAGGGAAGGCCAAAAAGUAGCAUGCAUGUUGGCUCUCCCUAUUUUCCUGUUCCCGUGAGACACAGCGAAUGAUCACAGCCCUCUCUCCUGCUAAAAUUGGAUGCAACCUCAGAAUCCUUCUUAACACAGGACUCUGAGCCACGAACAUCUGCUCAGAGCUGCCAUCCCCACCUUACUGCAUGCUAAUUGUGCAGCCUACUCAGGGGAGGAGCCAGGGCACAGUCCACACGUGAGACUGUUCAAAAGAACCAAGUGAGACCCUCUGAUCCCUCUAGUCCUCCCCUCAACCUGCUCUGGAAGGACCAGAGGGUUAGGGACAGGCCCAUUUCUGCAGGACACUGGGUUCAGUCCUCCCCAGCUCUAAAGGAAGGAAAUUCUCUGAGAGCAGCUUUUCCUUCCCACAACUUGACAGAGGUCAUGACCAUGCAGGCUGGGAACAUGUGGCCCAACACCAUGUGGAAGCCGAGGACUGCUGCUCUCCCCCCACUAGCCCAGAAAAGCCCCCCCUGGUGUUGACCUUGAUUCUCCUUUCCACAGGCCCUGACUUUGAUUCUCCUCCCCAGGACCCAACCACGAGAAGCCACCAGGAGGAGAGUUUGGGAGGCCAGAGAGAAGGGCCUCAGACCCACUGUUGGGUUGCAGUUAAAAACACUGUAAAAUUUCUGGGCACGGCCACCGUCACUGCCCUAACCAUAUCCCCAGGACUGCCAGUUGUUUAAAUCGAAAAUCCCACCCUAUCUUAUUACAGGGAAUUAAGGUGGAUAGGUGAUGAUGUUCUGGAGCAGCUCUGUCCAAUAGAACUUUCUGCAUAGAUGAAAUGGCCUACAGUUGAGCUGUCCUACAUGGAAGCCACUUGCCUAUGAGGCUAUUGAGCACUUGGAACAUAGCCAGUGCAGCGGAGGAAACGUGCUUUUACUUUAAGUUAAUUUAAAUUCACUUACACGCAAAUGAAAAUAGCCAUGUGUGGCUAGUGGCUACCAUAUUGGAUACUGUGAUUCUAGAAGGGGAGGGUGCCAUGAUGCUCUCUGUGCCUUGAGUUCCCUGUCCCUGGAAGUCCUCUCUCCCAGAGUCCAAAGGAAAAGAAAGCAACGGAGAAAGGGCUGGACAGAUGGACAGAGGCUCCCUGGCCAUCCCUGAGUCUCCUUCUUAGGCUUGGGUUUUUUGUUUUUGUUGGUAUAGGGGUUUCGUUUUGGUUUUGCCUUUCUGGUUCCAUCCAACUUGUUACCAAGGCAACUGGAUUAAUAUCGUGAAGUUGGUGAGGACAGUCUCUCUCUAAGUGCAAACAGAGGCCCUCUGUGGCUCCAGCAGGGGGCACCCCUGUGUCCGCCCAGGUUCCUGCCCAGGACUGACCUGCCAGGAAGCAGCGGAUGCGCGCAGAGCGGUUGGUGAGGAGGCAGGGGUCAUGGUGCAAGGUAUCGAAGGGCAGCAGGGCCCGGCCGUUGUCGCGGAAGCGGGUGUUGACGGCCAGCAGCCCCAGCUGGUUGGUCUGGUUGCGCAGCUUCAAGGCCAAGGGGUCCUCGCUGCCGUACACCAUGCUGGCGUCCACGAAGGACGUGAGCGUGUUGAUCUGGUUGCGGAUGGUGAUGUUGCCCCCUGUGCAGGCGGGGCUGGAGCGGAAGAAGGGGAGGCAGUCACGUCGGUUCUUGAUGCGGGGGUCAUUGGGCGGGAUCUGCAGCACAGAGAGAGGCCCGGCGGGCUCGCCGAGGGCAGGGACAGAGGUCAGCAGUGGCUCUCCCCCGUCCACCAUCCCGCAGGCCUCAAUUCCCACCUCGGAAGCAGCCUGGAGCUCAGGACCAGAAGGGAGGGCAGCCCAGACACUAAAGUGGAGGUCCUCUCAGCCCCCUCAGCGGGCAGGAAGGCCUCUCAAGGCCCCCAAGGGAUGAGCCUGAGGUUCCACCCGCAGAGCGCCUCUGAGCUGGACAGGUGAUGACUAGGACGCUGAUGUGGGGGAUGUGGGGCCCCCUGGAGGGGGGCUGGCCAGUCCUCUGACCCCUCCCCCCAAGCCUCCUUUCUCUCCUCUUUUCUGUCUUUGGUCCUCCCUCCUCUGUUCUCUGAAUCUGGCCUCUGUACUUUCCGUGGGCCUCCUCUUCCUUCUCCUUUCCUCUCCUGUCUCUGUCUCUUCCCUGCCGCUUUCCUGGCUCUCACUCUGACCCCUGUCUCUCUCUCCCCUCUCUCGGAUCCUCCUUCCUUCUCUCCUCCUCUACCUACUCUGCACAUGCCUCAGCCGGGGAGUCCACUCUCAACCUUGCUCCAACCCCACAGCCCAGGCUUUCUGUGAUAUGGGCUUGGGGAGAGGGGGCCCCUGAGUGCACACAGAGGUUUGAGGGACAGAGGGAAG